This is a messenger RNA of Gossypium arboreum, 1312 nucleotides long. Its product is annotated as dihydroflavonol 4-reductase-like. The transcript is spliced from 6 exons. Bases 93 to 1160 code for a protein of 355 amino acids. The record is from RefSeq and is a predicted model, not a curated record. Gene Ontology annotation, biological process: anthocyanin-containing compound biosynthetic process. Lineage: Eukaryota; Viridiplantae; Streptophyta; Magnoliopsida; Malvales; Malvaceae. Gene Ontology annotation, molecular function: dihydroflavanol 4-reductase activity.
CCAUAUGUAUAAAAUCAUCAUCAGCCUUAACUGAAAGAAAACCAGAACAGAGCAGAGUGUUCAAGUUAUUUCCCAUUUUUUGGUCUUUCUUUAUGCCAACUGAUAAUCAAAUGAAAGACAUGAAACCGAAUUCCAUAAUGGGAUCGUCAGUCACCGACGGCGAGAUCGUGUGCGUAACAGGCGGCUCUGGGUUCAUUGGUUCAUGGCUCAUCAAGCUGCUCUUGGAACGCGGUUAUGUCGUCCGAGCCACUGUGCGCGACCCUGGCAACUCGAAGAAGGUGAAGCAUUUACUAGAGCUACCUAAAGCAGAGACGCACUUGACUCUUUGGAAAGCAGAUUUAGCUGAAGAGGGAAGCUUUGAUGAUGCAAUUCAAGCUUGUACGGGUGUGUUCCAUGUGGCCACGCCUAUGGACUUCGAGUCCGAGGACCCUGAGAAUGAAGUCAUAAAACCAACAAUCAAUGGAGUGCUAAGCAUCAUGAAAGCUUGCGCCAAAGCCAAAACUGUUAGAAGGUUAGUGUUCACAUCAUCAGCUGGAACUAUUGAUGUUGCAGAACAACAAAAGCCCUGUUAUGAUGAAACCUGUUGGAGCGACCUUGAAUUCAUCCAGGCCAAAAAAAUGACUGGUUGGAUGUAUUUUGUCUCCAAGACAAUGGCAGAGCAAGCAGCCUGGAAAUUCGCUAAAGAAAAUAACAUUGAUUUUGUCAGCAUAAUACCACCUUUGGUGGUCGGUCCAUUUAUUAUGCAAUCAAUGCCGCCAAGCCUCAUAACUGCACUUUCUCCUAUCACCGGGAACGAAGCUCAUUAUUCGAUCAUAAAACAAGGCCAAUUCAUUCAUUUGGAUGACUUGUGCAGAGCUCAUAUCUUUCUAUUCGAGAAUCCAAAAGCGGAAGGUCGCUACAUUUGCGCCUCUCACCAUGCUACCAUUAUCGAUCUUGCAAAAAUGCUCAGUGAAAAAUACCCUGAAUAUAAUGUUCCCACCAAGUUCAAAGAUGUGGAUGAGAACCUGAAGAGUGUGGAGUUCUCCUCAAAGAAGCUCUUGGACUUGGGAUUUGAGUUUAAAUAUAGCUUGGAAGACAUGUUCGUAGGAGCUGUCGAGACAUGCCGAGAAAAGGGACUGCUUCCUCUUUCUAAUGAGAAGAAUAUCAAAAACAUAGACUGAAAAAUAUGAACUUUCAACAAUUGAGUGCCUACCCAUGUCUUCCAUUUCUAGUAGUGAAAACAAUAAAGAUUUAAAUCUAUUAUCUGUUUCCUGGUAUUGUACAAUUUUUAAUUGCAAACAUUGGUAAUGUAAUUUGGAGUCUAUUCUGGGAA